This is a messenger RNA of Symbiodinium sp. CCMP2456, 3006 nucleotides long. NCBI's taxonomy places the organism in Eukaryota, Dinophyceae, Suessiales, Symbiodiniaceae. The record is from the annotation of a GenBank genome assembly.
AUGGUGCCAUUGCGACCGAGACUCUUCGAGACGCAGCAGCUUGCAGCAGCAGCAGGCUCCCCAGGCCGCCAGGAUGAAGCAAGCUCGGAGACGCCGAGCCCCGGCUACGACUACAGCCCCACGGAGGUUGCAUACCUCAGAACGGAGAAGCCCGUGCGAGGGGUUCUCCAAGUGCACAAGGUGCCUGAGCAAGCUCGUUUGCAAGGCUAUAGAUAUCUGCUGCGGGCAGAAGAAAUCUGGAGCAUGACGAAGCGAGCUCAGUAUUUCACCAAUUGGUGCACAAAGCUGCAGGACGGUCUUGGCCUCGAUGUGGCGGAGGCAUGGAAAGUGGACGUGGAUGUUCACAUGGUUCGCAAGGCUUCUUACAAAGGCCGUCUGAAGAUAUCCCGGGGAUAUGUGACUCUGGAAAGCUGGCGAAACUUCCUGGACUUCGCUGGCUUGCAACAUAGGUGGCAAACUUGCAAACUCCUGGCGAAGGAGGAGCAAGAUGUCGACACAGGCAUCCCCCUGGGGACCGCUGCCUGGUUUAUUCUUCGGCAACCUCAUCAGGAGAUUCUUGAGGCAGCAGAAAGGCAGAUGCCGUCGAUCCUGGCGGAUGAAAUACCUCCGCUGCAAGCUGAUCAUACAUUCCAUCCAUCAACGAAGGAUGGCCGCAAGCUCCGGGGCGAUUGCAAGCCUCGGGCCGAGCUUGCAAUUGAUAGGACGACGUCCGAUUUCAUGUGUAGAUACAGCCGCAGGGCCGAGCUCGCCAUCAAGCAGGCCCUCGACAACAUGGACAUAAAGUCUUUGGCUGUCCUUUGUGAUGCCUCGCCCAAAGCCAAGAUGGUUUGGCUUCCAGUCUUCGCCGUCCCCGGUUUGGUCUCGAUGGGCACCCUGCAGCGGCUCUCCACGCAAGAGCUGAAGGCCCUCGCGAACGUGCUCUCACACGUCAACAUAAGUUUGGACGACUGCUUCCCCACGCUCCCGCUGCUUCCGGCAAAGGAGACGGAAACUCGUGUCAUCCACAAGCAGGACUCCGCAAGCUUGGCCUACCUGCACGACCGCGAGACCGGGCAGAGCAGAUGGGACGUCCCCAUCAAAACGGACCACCUGAGACUCGUCCUUUGCCCCGACCAAGGAGGAAUGACUACUUUGUGUGGCUGGCUCUUCCGGGCGAAGAAGUCUCCUUGGAACACCUCCGGAUUUGGCUGCACCCUCGCCGAGGCCAAGCCCGACGAUGUGCUCAUGGAAAUGUUCCAGCAAGACAUCCUCAAAGAGAACGAUAUGGAGAUGACUUCAGACAGCCAGCUGAACUUCAGCAGGGUGAUGGAUAUCCUGGGCACAGUGUGCAAAUGGUGUUCGUGGGCCCACACGUCCCAAAGGUUUCAGAUGACGGCGAGUUUGCUCCUCAUCCUCUGGGCGGCUAUGGAGGUCGGAAAGAAUCCUUUCAAGAUCCUGGAGAAUGAAGCCGCCGGGAACCAAAAGUCCUUCGACAAAACCGUCGACCUUUGUGUCAAGGCACUGACGAAUGAGGAGAGCUUCGGGAUCUUCCGGCUCGCCCGCAACGUGCUGCAGCCCUUCAGAGAGACGUGUUUGGAACUGGUCCUCAGACUCAAGUUUCGAAGAUGCUCCACGUACGAGAGCAUUCUGAAGGAAGGUCUUGGGCUCUACCUUUCGACAGUGCACGAAAUGAUGCAGUACACUUUGUACUUGAGAAGUGCCCCGCACUGUGCAGCGGCUCUCGUGUCGGGGCAAGAAGCAGACGAUGGCCAGACGAAGCAAAACAUUCUGAAAAGGAUGAAAACAGAGUGGGAAGUCGUGCUGCAGAUGGAGUCAAGGCCGGCAUCCGCUGUCAUUUUGACAGCGAGCUGCCACCACACGCGAUACCAACACUACCGCGAGGUGAUGUCUUGCUUGGAAAAGCACGACUAUGUCAUGACAGCUGAAUGCAAGCUUUUGCUAUCGGCCUGGAACCCCUCUUUCUGCCAAAGUGCUUCCCUUGAGAGCAUGUUUGGAGAAAUGAGUGACGCCGUCAAGCGGGCGGGGCGAGCUGACUGUGGAAGUCUACCGAACCUGCACGCCGUGGGGGUGCGAAGCUUGUUCCGUCGAGUAUGCAAGCAUGAUGGCAGCCCGAAGGCCUUGGAGCUUCAGAAAGACGCUGUGCGGCUGAAGCAACUCCCGUACAAGUUUGCCGGCCCUUUGCCGGAGCAGCAAGCCGACGAGACGCGGGUUCCUUGCAAAAGCCGAGAUGAGUGGUGGGACCCGCUGGUUCAAGGGAUGACCACACCGGCCCUCACCCUCGACAUCGGCAGGGCCUUGAUCCAUCAGCUUCGCUUUGACUAUGACGAUGUGGUCUUGUAUGGAUACAGCCUGCACGUGUGCGACAAGGCCUUGGAGGACAAGUGCGGGUCAAGCCUCCUUUUCCGAAGGGGGUUCCAGGAGUUUAGCCUGCUGUGCUAUCUUGUGCAAAGCCAAGAGAUCCUGCAGACUUCAAAUGCAUCGCUCACUGAGCUGCUACACAAGAGCGAUGUUCAGAUGGCGAAGAACAGCACGAAGAAUCAAAAGAUCAGGCGGCUGCUGUCGCUGGAGUCGGUGAAGCAGGCAUGCGGCGAGGAAAGGCUGCAGAAGCUUUUCGCGAAGCUGGACGAGCAAGAUGCGAAAAGAAAGAGAAAGGAGAACAAGGAGGAGGAGCAGCAGCAGCCUGAGGGCGACAUCGACUGGGAAGAGCUCCAGGAUGAUCCUGCUACGGCAGCUUGCAGACAGCUCUUGUCGAGACUCGAUGAGGAAGAGGAUGCCGCGGGCUUGAGCGAGGAUGCCGAGGCAAGGCCUCGGGAUGUUGACAUGGAAGAUGCCAACCGAGCAUCGCGAGCCUUCUUGUCGAGUUCUACAAUGUCUCUUCCGGAGAAGCUCGUUGCGGAAAUGCCAAUCCCGGACGGCUGUGCUAUGCAUUGCACAGUUCAUUGCGACCAUACGCUUCCGCACUUUCAAGGGCGACUGCUCAACAACCAGUGCUACGAAGGGAAGUGA